CUUUGUCUUACUCUGUUCUAUCAACGGGUCAACAGUACCUUACAUUAGUGUAACCAAACUGUGAACUUGUUGGAUACCUAGAUUUUGGGGCCUUUUUAGCGUCAGCAAUGCCAACAUUAUUGUCAAGGGUCUUCACCAUUUACCCAGAGGCUACCUAAAAAAGAGAAAACUACAUGGGGGCUUGGCUAGAACAAAGAUGCCUACAUGAAUAUGUGUAUUCCCCGUAACCCUCGUAGUCUCUAUUGGAAUGUUUCAGACCCCGCGAAACAGCGAUGCCAGUCUCCGUUUUCAAGGCUCCGCUUCAUGACAUAACUUACCUAGGUAGGUGUACAUACGUAGGUGCCUACAUACCUAAGCACCUACCUAGUUGAUAUCUACUAUCUACAUAGGCACCUCGAUAGGAAUUGCAAGCUUCGACUUCUCCACUCAUAUCUGCCGCCACAAUAACUAAGACGAACUACUGGGAUGAACACCACUGAGAUGAACACCAUUGAGAUGAACGCUGUUGAGAAACGUGUACUAAAGCGAUGGACUGAGGAAGAGGAUACGAUUCUCUCAUCUCGAUCCCAAACUAGACCACGCAGAAUGGACUCCUGCCGAGUAGGAUGAUAUUCUCUUAAUGUCGGUUCAGAAAUAUGGCCGAGAAUGGAAAGCCAUCCAAGAAAGGAGCUAUCCAUCGCGGUCAAGAAAUGACCUUAAGAACAGGUAUACAGUCCUUUCAAGGAGACUGAGUACACCACGGAGCCAGCCUGAGAAUGUGGACGCUGGGACAACAGACUUCGGAAAUAUCACAGUGAGGAUAUCGCCACCAGACGAAGAAAUGGAGGAAAACGACUCUAUGCCGUUCGACUUGGGUGAACCGGAUUCAACAGUGAUAGAAACCAUGAGCGAUCAAGGCAUCACUGAGUCGUGGAUGGAGAUGAUAGACAAGACCAGGCCUGGCUCCUCCCAAUCGAUUUCCCACACAACGAUGGACUUCGAAUCCCUUCAUCAUCAAGACCCAAUAACAGUCGGCGACCCAUUCAUUCUUGACGACCCAGACUUAGAAUCUUACGGAAUCACCAUGUCCCCAAUAUCCCCCCUUUCCGACCCCGCCCCACCAAUACAAACGAGCCACAAUCAAUUCCUAACAGAGCCGAGCUGGACGGAAAUGUUGGAGUCUUAUAACAGAUCUGAGCCCAAGGUUCACGACAUCACACCUCCACAAUCGGAGGAUAGCUAUUCGCUCCCUACAGGCAUUGCACCAAGCAACGCAGAGUACUUCUCUAGCGCAGCCCCUAGGGGCGAUGUGGUAGUGGGAAAGGUGUCGAUGGUGGUGGAGCAAUGUAACCGGGAUACACUGAACUAGCUCUUAGAUAUAACAUCGUCGCUUAGCUAGUAUUAAUAGCAAUACAUCUCUUAAGCUUCUCUGUGGGAAUAGCGCCCGAAAGGGGUUACCUUCUCCGGUAUCACGUGAGCUCUUAGACUACAGGUGUAAAUAUUGGAUUGAUAGGGACCUAGUUACCUG
Hypoxylon fragiforme is the source of this 1507-nucleotide messenger RNA. RefSeq lists its product as uncharacterized. The record is from RefSeq and is a predicted model, not a curated record. Bases 620 to 1348 code for a protein of 242 amino acids. The transcript has 5 exons. NCBI's taxonomy places the organism in Eukaryota, Fungi, Ascomycota, Sordariomycetes, Xylariales, Hypoxylaceae.